This is a messenger RNA of Drosophila persimilis, 1308 nucleotides long. RefSeq names its product COP9 signalosome complex subunit 1 (gene CSN1a). NCBI's taxonomy places the organism in Eukaryota, Metazoa, Arthropoda, Insecta, Diptera, Drosophilidae. The transcript has a single exon. Bases 30 to 1229 code for a protein of 399 amino acids. Gene Ontology annotation, cellular component: COP9 signalosome. The record is from RefSeq and is a predicted model, not a curated record.
AAACAUCACAACUGUUUGGGCUCUCAACAAUGAUCGCGGGCACUUUAGAAGAAGAUGUCGAUGGUACCAGCACAUCCACAGGUAGCACCACGGUGUCGGCAGAGCCCUCAACGCUACACCUGGCCACCUAUGCCAGUCGCUAUGCGGAUAUAGCACGCCUCAAUCGUUUAAAAUUCAUUGCCAAAGUGUGCCCCAAGCUGCAAGUGCCAGCCCUAGAGCUGGCCAUCAAUCAUGUCAAGACAUUCACAUACAAUGUUCAGCUCUACGAUGAACUCUACAGGACCCUGUGCGAGGCCAUUGAAAAGCGAGAGGCAGAAAUCGAACCGAGCGACGAGGUGGUUGCCAGCACAUCAAAGGCGUCGUCCUCCUCGGAGGCGGGAUAUAUCAAGAAGGCCGGUCGUCGUGUGCCCUACGAUGCCUUUUGGGUGGAGGACAACACCAUGGAGUCGACGCUCCUGCAGCAGGAGCUGGAUGCGGAGCUGCAAUACAAGAAGGCGAAUUCGGGCAGCGCCAAAGUGAGGCGCAUACUGGAGGAGAUCGGGGACUAUCAUCUGAAGGGCUAUAACCUGAAGCUGGCCGUCAAGUAUUACGCCAGGGCCAGGCAGUACUGUACCAGCACCGAUAAUGUGAUCAAUAUGUUUCGCAAUCUGAUCAGGGUCUCGAUUUACAUGGCCAACUGGUGGCAUGUCCUCACCUACAUCGAGGACGCCAAGAAGUACGCCCUUGGCUUUGAGAAUCUCGCACAGAAGGUGCCGCCCCAGCUCAACUGUGCCGCCGGAUUGGCCAAUAUGGGCCUGAAGAUCUAUAAAACGGCUGCACAGUGCUUCCUGCAGACGCCGUUCGAUCAGUAUGAUUUUGAUAAGAUUGUGGCCCGCGAGGAUGUCAGCUACUAUGUGGGUCUGUGUGGCCUGGCCACCCUGGACCACGACCAGCUGGCUCUGGACGUCAUCAAUUCGGUGGGUUUUCGGCCGUUCUUUCAGCUGUCGCCGCAAGUGUUGUCCCUCGUGACCACAUUCCAUGCCGGGGACUUUGAGCACUGUCUGCUGGUGCUGAACCAAAUCGAGGAUCACGUGAGAUUGGACUAUUAUCUGGCGCCGCAUGUGGAUACGCUGUUCGGGAAGAUCAAGGCCAGAAUUCAAAAGAGAAGGGCCCCCCCCGCUGUUCCCGCUGCCAAAGCACCGCAAAGGUUAAGGGUCAUUAACGAGCGAAGAAAUAUUCGCAUGGACUGAAUAUUGAUAUAUUCAAUUUUCUGGGUUUUUCAAUGGGGAGGGGGGAAGGGGAGGUUCUUUAAGUUAUAGUUAUGCUAAU